GACAAUUCCAUGAGAUAAUCUUCAUAGACCAAUCAAGAGUGGUUGAUAGCCCCAAUGCUAUCUGGGCUCUCAACGGAUUGAACACCGGCAGUAGGGAUUGAAAUGUCCAUGAGAGGAACCUGGCUAGGGGAAAAUGAUAUGGUAGGAAAAGGAUUUGGAAGUCCCUCUCGGUGUGGGUCUCUAAGGACCACAGGGUUUUCAGUACUAGAAGAAUGUGUUCCAUUUUCCCCUCUAGUUGGACGAUCUUCAGGUGGUUUUGGUAAGCAUAGCUUGUCAAAAGAAGUGGCUUGAUAAGGCUCAACUCCUCGUCGAGCACUUUGGCGCCUUCUAUCAAUCCGAGAUUCCCGAUCC
Messenger RNA from Rubroshorea leprosula, 351 nucleotides. The record is from the annotation of a GenBank genome assembly. Lineage: Eukaryota; Viridiplantae; Streptophyta; Magnoliopsida; Malvales; Dipterocarpaceae.